Molecule: messenger RNA, 966 nt
Organism: Saprolegnia parasitica CBS 223.65
Lineage: Eukaryota; Oomycota; Saprolegniomycetes; Saprolegniales; Saprolegniaceae
Exons: 4
Coding region: 1-966 (321 amino acids)
Source: RefSeq, a predicted model, not a curated record
AUGCCGAGCAUCUCGCCGAGCGCCAAGAGCGGCGACGGCAGCAGCAAGCCGAUGCGCAAGACCAAGUGCCGCAACGCGUACCAGCGAGAAAUGCAGCGCAUCUACCGCAAGGCCGAGGCCGACGAGCGGCAGCGGCUACGGGACCAAGCGGUGGCGCUCGAGGCCACGCUCGCGGCCAUACGCCCGGCUGCCAGCACGCUCCUGCCGUGGCAGCACGUCGCGCGAAGUCUACGCGACGAGCUCGAUGCUAGCCGCGAGACACACGCCGAGCUGCGCCGGCGACUGCGGCGAGUCCAUCUCUUGGCGCACCUCAUGCACGCGUAUGCGUCGUCCGUGCUUGCGUCGUCGGCGCUUCUGCGCGGACGCACCGAGACGUGGCAGCAUCAUCUUUUUGACAUUGCCGUCUCGGACACGGACGCGACCGUGGUCAUUCGCCACCAGCGGCUCGUGGCGCGGCCGCUGCACGUCCUCACCGCAGCGUACCAUGCGUUUUUCAUUGGCGGCAACGGCUUUGGCUAUGCCAUCGAGGACCUCGACCUUCUGCCGGCCACUGAAAACAUGGUGUACCGACGGCGCAACGUCGGCAACCACGUCCUUGGCGACAUGCUGCAGAACUACGUCCACCGCCAGUUUGCCACGCGGACCCGGUCUGUGCUUGUGGCGCGGAACAUCCUCUCGGACGACAAGGUGCCCCUCGGCCUCUACAAGCGCGACGCCUCUGGCUGGGUCGUUGCGACAGCGAUGGAUGCCGACACGACGCUCGUUCAAGAGGUCUGGAGCAUCUGCCCGCUCCUCAAAGGCGCCGCCAACGACGUCGCGCCAUUUGCCGACGAAGCGUGCUUGUACGGCCUCGACCUGCGCACCCUGCCGCCCGCGCUGCACUUUUCUUCGCUCCAGCAAGCCGUCCACCGCCUCGGCCAAAGCGUGCUCGCAAAGCGGGCCCAAUUCUUCGACAAUGUUCGAUGA